AUGCAAGGCUCUUCUUGUACAACUCCACCUGUUUCUCGUUGUCCAGAUUCGUGGACAACGAAACCAAAUCAAAACCGAGGAGGAGGAAGCAGGGAGGAUCUGCACGUCAGAUCGGAGCCGUGGAGGCGGCCUGCAACCAGCAAUCCGUGGAAUCUGGCAGAAGGCCGGCGCGGAGUGGACGAAAGGCGUCGCGAUGACGACGUGGAGAUGGAUGCCGCGAGCGAGCGGGGUGACGAGGAAGACGGGGAAGAGCCCCAGCUUACUCGAGGUAUCGGAAGGCACGGCGUCGCCGAGGACGAUGGAUCCCCCACUGCGCGGGGCGAAGGAAGGCGCGACGUCGCCAACGACGAGGAAUUCCCCACUGCGCGGGGCGGAGGAAGGCGCGACGUCGCCGACGACGAGGAAUUCCCCACUGCGCGGGGCGGAGGAAGGCGCGACGUCGCCGACGACGAGGAAUUCCCCACUGCGCGGGGCGGAGGAAGGCGCGACGUCGCCGACGACGAGGAAUCCCCCACUGCGCGGGGCGGCGGAAGGCGCGACGUCGCCGACGACGAGGAAUCCCCCACUGCGCGGGGCGGAGGAAGGCGCGACGUCGCCGACGACGAGGAAUCCCCCACUGCGCGGGGUGGCGGAAGUCGCGACGUCGCCGACGACAGAGGACUCCCCACUGCGCGGGGCGGUGCAGGGAGAGGCGACGUCGACGGAAAAGGGAAGGCAAGGGCGAAGGAGACCGAGGGGCGCCGGCAGGUGUCUUCCGCUCGCCUGAACCAAGGCCAGAAUAUGAUCGCAGACGGCGCAUGGCGAUGGGCGAAGGUCGGCAGACGGAUCGGGAGAAUCGAGAAGAAAAGCCGGACUACGUGGGGCGGCGCCAGCGAAGCCCGCCUGAGUGGGAGCGGAGGCGCGAUGGAGAAGGGCGAGACAGGGACCGGGGAAGGCGAUCGCCGGACGGUUCCAGAGCGGAAGGAGGAGGCCGGCAGCGAGGGGAGCAAGAGCAGCAUCACCAGGAGCGUUCACCUGCGGGAAGAGAGAGGCGGCAGGAUGAACAGGAGAGGCGCUGGGCAGGCCGUGAGGACAACCUGA
Messenger RNA from Closterium sp. Naga37s-1, 1080 nucleotides. NCBI's taxonomy places the organism in Eukaryota, Viridiplantae, Streptophyta, Zygnematophyceae, Desmidiales, Closteriaceae. The record is from the annotation of a GenBank genome assembly.